UUCCUCUUUUUGCAGUGAAGGACCUUUGCAGCAGGAGCUCACGGACACUCUGCUACAGGACAUGAACCAGGAUGAUUGUUUUCUAUUUUUUGGUGUUUGUGGCCGUCCCUGUCGGCUGCCACUCUUCAUUUACCUUAAACCAAGCCUGGAAAGAGUGGAGGAUCAAACAUGAGAAAGUCUAUGACAACAAGACUGAGGUGAGCUUCAGGAGAGCAUUAUGGGAGAAGAACGUGGUGCGGAUUUGGAAGCACAACCAGGAAGCGGCUUCAGGGAAACACAGCUUCACUCUGGGACUCAACCACUUGGCUGAUAUGACGGCUGACGAAGUGAACCACAAGUUAAACGGACUGAAGCCGGAGAAGCUGAACACAGUGAGAAAUGUCACUUUGAAGAGUCUGUCUGAUCUGAACAUCCCCCAGACUGUGGACUGGAGGGAGCACGGCCUCGUCAGCUCUGUGCAAAACCAAGGCUUGUGUGGGUCUUGCUGGGCCUUCAGUGCUCUGGGGGCUCUGGAGGGGCAGAUGAGCAAACAGACGGGAGUUCUGGUGCAGCUCAGUCCUCAGAACCUGGUGGACUGCAGCGUGAUGGACGGGAACCACGGCUGUAAAGGAGGCUACAUCUCCAAAUCCUACAGUUACAUCAUUCGCAACCAAGGCAUCGACUCGGAGCAGUUCUACCCCUAUGAGCACCAGAAUGGGCUCUGUCGUUAUUCCGUGAAAGGAAAAGCCGGACACUGCUCCAACUUUCACAUCCUUCCUCGAGGAGAUGAGAAGAUGUUGGCGUCCGUGGUGGCCAAUGUGGGGCCAGUGGCAGUGGCUGUGAACGCAAUGCUCCCGUCUUUUCAUCUGUACAGAGGAGGCGUGUACAGUGAUCCCAAAUGCAACCCCAACGCAAUAAACCACGCAGUUCUUGUUGUUGGCUACGGCACAGAGAAGGGAGAAGACUACUGGCUGGUCAAAAACAGCUGGGGAGCCACAUGGGGCGAAGGAGGAUUCAUCCGCAUGGCCCGUAAUAAGAAAAAUGCAUGUGGCAUCGCAACCUUUGCUGUCUAUCCUACAAUUUAAGUCAUCAGUGAUAAUUAAAAUCUUAAAUAUUUUUUGACAAGGAUUCAUGUAUACAUUCUUAUGCUUUAUGCAUGUUUUAUGUGUGUUUUUAAAAGUGCAUUGUGUAACUUUUCUAGUUGAGGAUCUGUCAAAUGCUUUUCUCUAUUUCGAUGUUAUUGCUUUGUCUGGAAUAUUUCACAGUAUGGCAUUAAACCUUUCUAGCUUCAUGGACAUCAACUAGACCAAGGGCCUGUUUACAUGAGAACGCUUGCGAGUAAAAAGAUCAAAAUAUUUUAUCGGAAGUGUCUAGGGUUUAGAUGGUUACAGCGUAUUUGGAGCUUUAAAAUGCAAAAAUCUGAAACCACCCUCUAGAGCGGAAAAGUUGAAUAUGCUCCGCUGUAGCGUUUUCAUCUACACUGCCCAAGAUGCAAAACUCUGGUCAGAUCUGCUCACAUCGAGUACACGUUUACGCCACAUACAUCACCACCUAGUGUCACUACCUAGCUGCCUGGCAUGCAUACUGUAUCGAAUUCCACACAUUUUUGCAUCACCGUAGGCACACAGAUUUCCUCCUGAAAACGCUCAUCUAAACACAGAAUAAAAACUGAAGACGCAACGCCACUUUUGCAUCUUCUGUUCAGACCGUCAUCAUAUAAACAUAGCUCUAGUUACAGGUCAGAUCUGUGGAGAGGCGACCACAUUCACAGUCAGAAUGGUUGUUUUUCUAGGGAUUUUGGAGCUAUAAAACCACCUGUAAUUGAAAAAAUGUAAAAUGUCAUAUUGAGGAACAUUCCAGGCAGAGCAAUGACAUAUCCAAAACAAAAAAGUGACACAAUGCCCCUUUAAAGAUGAGUUUGCAACGUUAAAAUGCGCUUUCUGUGCUCAUAAUGCUGAAACAAUAUGAUUUUUCUCUAUUAAAUUUUACUAUGUUGUAAAAAAAGACAAAAAAGUAUUCUGAAAUUAUUAACUGUAUGCAUUUUUUAAAUGUAUUUUGACGUUUUAUUGAAGAAGUGAUGGUCAGACAGCACACAAAAUAAUAAUUUAUCUUAUUUAGGAGUGUAAGUCAGUUUGAGGGUUGGUUAUUUACCAUUCAUCAUUAUAUUUGUCACUGUUUGUUAUGUGUCCUAUCUAAUUUGUGUACAGCAAUUUGUUUGAUUGUGUUGUUUUUAAAGUGCUCUAGAAAUAAAGUUGAUUUGAGUUGA
Messenger RNA from Boleophthalmus pectinirostris (great blue-spotted mudskipper), 2245 nucleotides. RefSeq names its product cathepsin S, ortholog 1 (gene ctss1). Gene Ontology annotation, cellular component: lysosome. The transcript has 8 exons. Gene Ontology annotation, biological process: immune response. Bases 72 to 1064 code for a protein of 330 amino acids. The record is from RefSeq and is a predicted model, not a curated record. Gene Ontology annotation, molecular function: cysteine-type endopeptidase activity. NCBI's taxonomy places the organism in Eukaryota, Metazoa, Chordata, Actinopteri, Gobiiformes, Gobiidae.